Messenger RNA from Amphibalanus amphitrite, 7844 nucleotides. RefSeq names its product golgin subfamily A member 3-like. The transcript has 6 exons. The record is from RefSeq and is a predicted model, not a curated record. Lineage: Eukaryota; Metazoa; Arthropoda; Thecostraca; Balanomorpha; Balanidae. Bases 35 to 5404 code for a protein of 1789 amino acids.
CAGUGUUUGAACUGGUGGCUGUAGAAGUGCUGAGAUGCCUGGUGGUGGCCGUAGCCAGCCGGUGUCUGUGCACCACGCAGUGGUGGAGAGGCCGGCCCCCGGCUCACUGCAGCAGCCGCACCUGACUGAGGACACCCUGAUGAAGAUGCCAGUCACUGCCAUUGGCAUGGAUAAGGGUGACCAGCCUGAGACACCUCACCAGCAUCUUGGACAGCAGCAGCAACAAAUGGCUCUCAUGCCAGCCAAUGAUGCCGUCAGUCUACUGCUGCCGGCUGGCCUCAGCUCCAUUUUCUGUCGGUCUGGCCCGCCGUCCGCACCGCCAGUUCCUCAAUCCCCGUCGGCGCCGCAGACUCUGGAGGGGCGCAGUCUGCAGCCGUAUCCGCGGAACCUGCUUCAGAUCGUCAGUGAUCGCCGCGGCGCCGUCCCCGUUCCCGCUCCGGCCCCCGACCGUUCCCCGGGCAGGACGGUCGCGGCGGAGAUGGGACCGACAUCAGAACCGAACGGCGCGCCGCACUCCGUCAAAGCGGCGAACGGCGACUCCCACUCCGGUGCCGCUCCCGCCUCAGCCCCGGAAUCGGCGACCCCGAAACAGACCAGUCGCGGACAACUGGAGGCCAUCGAGGGGUGUAUCGUCCCGGCUCUGAGCAGUACCCCGCUGAUGUCUACCCUGCCGGCGCCGUCCUCACCGCCGCUGUCUCCUGCGGAAGAGGUGCUACCCCCGGCGGUUCUGCAAGCUCAGCGAGCGGCAGAGACCGGCUGCAGUCCCGAAUCAUUCCUCUCACAGCACACGGCGCCGGCUUCUCACAAUGUCCACGUGAAAACGGUGGCCCACCACCCGAGCGAUUCGGAGGCCCCUCGGGGCGUGCAGGCUGACAGCGGCGCGCGCUCAGACGCUUCCACAGUGACUGCCGAGAGCGGCGCGCCGGACGGCGGAGCUGUGGACGAGGACGACGACCGUCUAUCGGUGGUGUCAGCCGAGUCCAGCUGGUCGGACAUCAGCGGCUUCGAGGAGGACCUGUGGAGACUCCGCAGCGUGCUGCGAGACCCCACCGCGCCGGUGGAGGCCGGAGGUCCGGUCCCGGGUCCGCGCCGACCAGCGCCGGCUGUCUCCGACCGAGCGGUGGCCUCCGAGGAGCAGCAGCAGCUGCAGCUGCAGGUGCACCGGCUGCAGCUGCAGCUGCAGCACGCCAGCCAGGAGCGGCAGCUGUACCGGCAGCAGCUGGAGGCGCUGCAGGGUCAGCUGAGCGGCGGCGGACAGCGGCAGCAGCUCGAGGUGCAGCGGCAGAAGGCGCGCCUCGAGGGUGUGCUGGAGAUGACGCGCGCUGAGCUCGAGGAGGUGGGCGCUGAGCGUGCCGAGCUGCGCCACACCGUCAGCCGCCAGCAGCUGGAGCUGCGCGCCGCCGCCGCCGGCUCGCUGCGCACCGAGCGGGACGCGCUGGCCGCCGAGGCCGGCCUGCUGCGUGUGCGCGCUCGAGAGCUGGACGCGCAGCUGGCGGAGGCGGCUGGGAAGCUGGAGACGCGCGCCAUCGAGCUGGACGCCGCGCGGGACGAGCUGAAGCGCAGCGAGUCGGCGGCGGCUGCUGAGCGGACGGCGCUGGAGUCGGCGCGGCGCGAGCUGGAGAGCCGCGACGCCACGGUGUCGGCGCUGAAGGCCAAGGUGGCUGAACUGGUGGUGGACGCGCAGCGCCAGCUGCAGGCCAAGCUGCGCGCCGAGGGCUCGGUCCAGUCGGCCAACGAGGAGCUCGAGCAGCGACAGCGCUCCCGCGACUGGUACCGCGCCCAGCUGAAGGCCUCGCAGGAGGCGCGGCUGCAGCAGCAGCAGCAGCUGCUGGCCGCCCAGCAGGAGCUGAUCGCGCAGCAGCACGCCGGCGAGCGGCUGCGCGGCGAGCUGACGCUGGCGCGCCAGGCGGCGGCCGGUGCGCAGGCGCGCGCAGUCCGCGAGAAGGAGACUCUGCUGCGGCACCUGGAGAACAUCCAGGCCGACAUGCUGCAGCGCGAGGCCUUCUUCCAGACGGUGUCGGGCAGCCGGGCGGAGCCGGCGCCCGCCGCCGCCACCGCCGCUGUCCGGGAGCGGGAUGAGGCCGUGGGCCGGACGCGCGCCCUGGAGCUGACCAUAGCUGAGCUGGAGCAGCGCCUGGAGCGGGGUGCUGAGGAGUUGUCCACCGCCGCCGCCGCCCACCAACAGCUGGAGGAGGACGGUCAGAAGACCAGGUUCGCGCUGGCCGCCGCGCACGAGAAGCUCUCGCAGCAGACGGUUCAGUGCGAGCAGCUGCAGCAGCGCUGUCUGGAGGGCGGCCAGAUGCUGGACCAGCUGCGCGCGCAGGCCAAGGAGGCCGCCGCCGCCAAACAGGGGCUCAAGGAGGAGAAGACGCGCCUGGAGGUGGCGCUGGCCUCCGCCAACCAGGAGAAACGGGACGUGGACGAGGCAGCACGCGGCCUCACCAACGAGUUGAAAAAGGUCUCAGCUAGUUUCUACAAAUUGAAAAACGACGUCGCCACAAAGGAUAAACAAAUCGCGGAACUGAAGGUAUCCCUCAGCGGCCGAGAGAGCGAACUCCGAACUGCCAACGAUAAACUGCAGGAGACCAGUAAACUGAAACUGCAAACGGAACAGAUGACGGACAAGAUGAACAUCUUUGACACGAUGAACGAGCAGAACAAACAGCUGAUGGUGCAGAACCACGAGCUGCGCUACAAGGUGCAACAGCUGACGCAGGACCGCAGCGUGCUCGAGCAGGGCCGUCAGAAGCUGGAGGAGGUGGUGCGAGGGCUGCAGCAGCAGGCCAAUGAGGCGGCGCAGCAGCACGCGGCCGCCGCCGAGACGGUGAAACAGCGGGACGCCAGGAUCCGAGAGCUGGAGGAACAACAGGAGAAGGCGCAGCACGAGCUGGCCGUGGUCAAGACAUACGCCAAGAGCCUACACCGCGAGCCCGUCCAACAGGAGGAGGAGAAGGGCCCGAUUAAAUCAUCAGAGGUCGUUACUGCUGAGGUCGUGUCUCCACCUGAGGAAAGUCCGACUCUGGGGACGCCUGAUCAGAGCGGUGAGCAGCAGCAGUCGGCGGAGUCUGCCGAGCUCGAGUCGCUGCGCCGCCAGCUCAGUCUGCUCGCCCUGGAGAACCGGGAGCUGGAGCGGCGGCUGCAGGAGGCCGAGGCUGCUCCGCGGCUGCGACAGGAGCACGCGGCGCUGGCGGCGCGCGUGGCCGACCUCAGCGACCAGCUGCAGCGCGCCCGAGCCGCCGACUCUGCGCAGUGCCGCCAGCUGCAGGAGCAGCUGCAGCUCAGCCAGACGCGGAACCGGCAGCUGCAGCAGCAGCUGGCCGCUGCCGGUCGGCCGGAGGGCGUGCCCGCGCCGCCCACCUCCCCUCCGGCGGCCGGCGGGGGCGCGCUGGCCGACCAACUGGCCGCCGCGCAGGCCGCCUACAAGGAGCGCCAUCGCUGCUACCAGUCCAACAUCCGCGUGCUCACCCGCAAACUGCGCGAGUACAUGCGCGCGCUGAAGACGGCCGAGCGGGAGCUGGCGGAGCGCCGCGCUGCCGCUGCGCCGGUGCCGGCUGAGGCGGGUCUGGCGGCUGUGGAGCGGGAGGAGGCGGCCGCGCAGCUGCGGAGGGAACUGGAGACGGCGCGCCGAGAGACGCAGCGGGCCGAGCAGGAGGCGGAGCAGCUGCGCGGAGCGGCGGCCGACGCCCAGCUGCUGCAGCUGGAACUGGAAAAGGAGCGCGGCAGACUCGAGGGCAUGGCGCAGUCGUACACGGCGCUGCAGGCGCGCGCCGCGGAGCUGGAGGCGCUGCUGGCCGGAGCUGAGGAGCAGCGUCAGACGGAGCGCCAGCAGACACCGCAGCAGCAGCAGCACCGUCUGCAGGAGCAGCUGGAGCUGGCCGAGCAGCGGCUGCAGCAGGAGCAGCUCGACUGCAGGGAGCUGCGCAGACAGUUAUUCGCUGAGCGCCGGGAGGUUUCCGGUCUCCGCCGGGACCUGGUCAGUCUCCAGGCCGGCCUGCAGACCGCUGAGGACCUGGCUGCCAGUCGUCAGACCCAGAUCACUGAGCGGCAGGCGGCUCUGGAGGCCGCUCAGCGGGACCUGGCCGCCGCCGCCGGCCAGCUGACGGAGCUGAAGGCGGCCUGUGAUAGCAGUCAGCGGCAGACGGCCGAGCUGCGGCGGCAGGCGGAGCAGAGCGCGGCCAACGACCCCGUGCUGGCCCAGCAGAUCAAGACGCUGAGCGGCCACCUGCGGCAGAAGGGCGCCGAGCUGACCGGUCUCCGGGAGCAGGCGGCGCUGGUCGAGCAGCGCCACGAGACGGAGCUGCAGGGACUGCGCAGCUCCCUGCAGGCGGCCGGAGACGAGCUGCGCCAGCUCAGCGCAGCUCUGGACGCCACGCGCGAGGACAAGUUCGCGCUGCAGGCGCAGGUCACCGAGCUGAGGGCCGCCCUGCAGACCAGCAGCACACAGGUCAAGGCCCUGAGCGGCGAGAUAGUCGAGCUGCAGCGCUCGGCCCGGCUGCCCCAGCUGCCGGCUCCCUCACCAGUGGAUGAGGAGCACAUCGGUCGGCUGCUGGCUCAGAGCGCGGGCAGUGCCGAGCCCCGGCCGCUGCACCAUCUGGAGGCGUGCCUGAGGUCUCUCAAACAGGAGAUGACGGCCCUGCAGAGUCAGAUCGGCCGCGGGGACAGCAGGAGCGCAGGGAUGGCUCACGCGACUUCAAUGGUCGACAACUAUCCGUCAGUGAAUGCUACCAGUCCGACACAGCACACCCAGGCGAGCACUAACGGAAACGUAUCACCGGAGCACAGCAUGGAGCACACUGUGCCGUCAUCUGGACACUCAAUACCAACACCAGGACACUCGGUGGUAUCAUCGGCAACAGCGUCACCGGGACACUCAGUGACGUCACCAACACACUCAGUGACGUCACCAGAAUACUCAGUGACGUCAUCUGAGCAAAAUUCAGCGUCACCGGAGCACAGCGUAUCCCCACCAGUUCACCCGAUGGCAUCACUGGAGCACACAGUAACACCGCCAGAGUAUUUCAUAUCUUCAUCGGAACACAGCGUACCUCCGGUGACGGAAGCCUCGUCACCGAAUAUCACUCCAGCAUCGCUUCCAGCUUCGUCGCCGUCAGCACCUUCGUCUCCGGAGCGAACUAUCCCCAGCUCGGUCGGCGUUUCCAACGGCGGCUGGCGUCCGGUCGCCGACGGAGAGGCCGCCGCCGCCGCCGCCGCCGCCGUGGACCGAUUCCUGGAGACGACCAAACUGCCGGAGCCGCGGGACGGCGCGGGAGGAGGCGCCCCGAACGGGCCGCUAACUGAGGACAGUCUGAGACUGAGGUCCUACUUCACAGAGGCGGGUGGCGAGCGGCCUCCGGUCGCGGCUGCGGCCCUCCCGACACGAUCCGAGAAGGAGACGGAUGUAUGAGAGUGCCCGGUGGUAGAUAAAAGGUCAGAGGAGCUCGGGACCCCAGGUCGUGACGCCGUUCGGCUAGCAGAAGGGUUAGAGGAUCGUGUGGGUCCAUGUUGGUUCCGUGAUCUAGCUGACAGGGUCUUGAGCCUCGCUCAGAGUACAGGGUGUCUCACAAAAAGUGUACAUACUUGUUUUGUAAAUAGCUCCGUAAGUUAAAAACAUACGUAAAAAACACAAAUAUCGCUGGAAAGCACAAAGCUUGCAAAUUUAUUCGCAUAUCAUUUGCACGUCUUUAUAUUCACAUACCGAAUCAGUUUCCCAUACUCUAGCUAUGCGCUCAUUUUUUUAGAUGCUCAAAAUGACAGCCUUUGCGCUCAGCGCACGUGGUGGCGCGCCUCAUGGUCUCCUGAGUUACACGGGCGCAUGUCUCCAUGGUUAUACCGCGUAUGGCUCCUCUGAUGGCCUUUUUGAGCUCGUCUAGCGUGUGCGGCGCCUUCACGUACACGACAUCCUUCAGAUACCCCAAUAGAUAGAAAUCCAUGGGGGUGAGGUCGGGUGAGUGGGGUGGCCAGCUGUGGGGGGCCCGCCUGGAGAUCAGCCGGCUUCCCAGGCGCUCGGUCAGCCAGGCCAGCGUGGCUCUUGACGUGUGCGCUGGAGCGCCGUCCUGCUGGAACCAUUGCAGGCAAAUGGUGUCCGCGCACUUGCUGUUGAGAGACCGCCAAAAGCGCUUCAACACUGCCAGAUAACGGUCUGAAGUCACCGUCACUGGUUCUCCGUCACCGUCUUCAAAGAAGAUCGGUCCGAUUAUGCCCUGGGCGCUAAGCGCGCACCAGACCGUCACUUUUGGAGAAUGUAAUGGGACUUCCAAAGUCUUCUCUGGCGGGUGUUUGCCCCAGUGCCUGUGGUUUCGACGAUUAGGUAAGCCGUGAAGGUAAAAGUGUGCCUCGUCGGACCACCAAAUGUUGCCGAUGAAACUAGGGCAAGACGAGCACUUUCCUAAAAACCAACGGCAAAACUCCAACCGUUGUAGGCAAUCAGACUUGGAAAGCUCUUGAGAUGUUGAUAACCUGUAUGCCUUAAGCUUCAGGUCCUUCCUAAGAAUCCGAUGCGUGGAACAGCGGCUGAGUCCAACUUGUUGCGCAAGGUGCCGCACGGACACUCCAGGCUUUUCCUCAACUCGCCGAAUGAUUUGUCCGAUUUUCAAAGGUGUUCGGGCAGUUAUCUUGCGGCCGCUGUUUCCAGUGUUUUGAUUUCCGACUGUUCCGUGAGCCAAGAAAUGUUCAGUAAGCCGUUUUAUUGUGUUUGCCGGCGGUUUCUCUCUUAUUGUAGGGAAAUGAGCCCUAAAUUUCCUCUGAGUCAAUACCAGGGAACCGGUUUGAAGGUAAAAUUUCACGAUUAUUUUCCUUUCCUCUUCACUUAACUGUCUCAUGACUCUACCGACUCUCACUAACAAAUUGUAUGUCAAAUAAAUUUGCACGAGCUAAGCUUCAAUUUAAGCCUGAAUUUGACGUGAGCGCGUGCUUAUAUGCUGAAAUAUCUUCAUUUUAAAUGUGUACACUUUUUGUGAGACACCCUGUAUGUAGCAGCGGGCUGCUGUAUUUAACGCCAGUUUAGCGCACAGUUGGGCUCUCAGACGCCUGUAUGUGCUGAUGUAGCUCAGCGGGGUGCUGAAGUAUUAUUCCGCUGAUUCGAUGCUUUUCUCAGCCGCCGGUGCGUCCGGGCUUUAUUUCCAGCUUUACUAGGAUGGUUGUGGGUCAACGAAUUCGCGGCUGAUAUCGAAGUAUUUAGCCUUAUAUGCAAGUGCAUUGUGUGUAGGCACUGUUCCAGCAGGCUGCUGAUUGCUGGAUCGCUAGUUUGUGUGUGUGUGCGGGCCGCGGGGUCCAGUGAUUAUCCAGGGGCCCGUGCCGUCUCGGCCGUUUGGUGCGGGCGGCGCGGACGGCCCUGGGUGACCCGUGACCUGACCUGGGGUCAGCGCGUGCUGUGUGGGGCCGGUGGUGGGGGCGCUUUAUUACGGUGGCUGGCCCGUCGCUUCGUCUCAGGUGGAUAUUUAUGGCUUUGGAGUCGGGAGUGUGCCUUGCGCUAUUUUAGUGAUCCGCUUGUGAUUUGAUCAGAUCGCCUUAUUUUUAAAAAGCUUAUUUUAUAAAUAAGAUUAGUGUGUUAUCUGAGUUGUUUUAUUUAUUCCACAUGCUAUAUUAUAUAUUAUCACUUGUUAAAUUAGUGCAAGUCAAUCGGACUUCCAUUAUUCCUUUGGUGAUAGAGCGUGGCUUCCGCGAUCAUAUGCACAAUGGGACCCGGCGAUGAGGCUGGCGGGUUUGCGGUGUUAGAUUCAGCAUAAUCUGGCGGCUCUGAGGGCCGGCUUUUUUGCAUUGUGCAAUGGCAGCGCUGAGUUGUUACGCCGUUAGCUGAGGUUGUUUUACUGCUGUGGCAAAUAUAUGCAUAUAGUUUGAGCUCUGAA